This is a messenger RNA of Anneissia japonica, 1855 nucleotides long. RefSeq lists its product as uncharacterized. The transcript has 2 exons. Lineage: Eukaryota; Metazoa; Echinodermata; Crinoidea; Comatulida; Comatulidae. The record is from RefSeq and is a predicted model, not a curated record. Bases 60 to 728 code for a protein of 222 amino acids.
CUACGUUAUAGGGACACAACGGUUGUAAAAGACAUAAAGGAGGUGAAACCACAAUUGAAAUGGCACUUUUGAAAAGCAGUUUACUAGUGCAAGAUAGUCAGAUGUCAAUGAGAGAAGAUGAUAUCAUCAAAAGAGGAAGCAUCAAUAGUUUACCUGACCUUGAAAAAAGUCGAAUCUAUAAGCAGAGUAGACUACCCCAAAUCAAGACACUACAAACGCCUGGAAGCGCCCCGCCCAUGUUCAAACCAAAUAAAUUUCCAAGGAAAACUCAUGCAUAUCGUACGUCGAUUACACACCGCAAUAGAAACAUUUUCUCAAAAUGUAUGACGCCGAAUGCUAAACCUACAAAACCUGAUGCGAAUUUGCCAGAAUUAUGUGCGAACUCGUGUAAAUUAUAUUCCAAGAAGAACGAAUUGCUGGACUACAAAAUUGAACCGCAAAUGGUCGUUGAUCCAAAGGAAAGUGUAACAUCUACACGCGAGGAAAAUACAUUGAUAAACGUAGCACAUGCAAAUGCUACAAAUUACAAAACAAAUGCAUGUGGAACUGAAGUUAACUUGUUAGAGAUCUUCGAAAGCCCUACACCUAGACUGAAAGAUCAGUUCAUAAUGAAAUGGCUACAUUCUGACGGUAAGCGCAGUCCGUAUCUUGAUGAAUUCGAAGAUUCUAUUUACAGUAAAAAUGAUGCAACCGGUACAAUUAGCGUGUUGAAUCCAACAAUCAAAUAAGUCAAAACAUGCUAAACAAUGUUGUAAUGGACGUUCCACUAGCCCCGCCGCCCCAUUAGAAAUAAUGGAGUUUAUUAUAUACCCACAAACUGACAGCAUAAACGGUAUGUAAGAACCUGUAUUAGUGGGACAUACGCGUAUUCCUCACCCUGUUCUAAUUGGUCAGCUAUUAUGUUUGAUUGGCACUCAUUUUUAUGUCAAAAUAGCACAGUGAGAAAAUGAAAUGUGUAUACAAGUACUGUAACGCAGAAAGCGUUUAAAUUACAAUAUAAUGGCAUAUAUGUGCAGAUCACUCAAUUAAUCAUAUAAUGCAUAUAACGUCAUGAAUCUAAUUGAAAAUAAUCUACGGUACUCGAACAUCUAAGUUUACACUUUCUAAAUAUUUUUCAAAUGGAGCAUCAUUCAUUGGCAGAAGUAUUUCCAGAUCUACCAACAAUCAUAAUAUAAUAAUCAUAUUAUAAUGUUUAUACUUUUCAGUUCUUUAUGACGGACAAUGAGCAAUUAUGAGCCAUGAAUUUCCGAAAGAACAAAAAGUUACUAUUAGAUGGUUGUUUUUGCUUCAAUUCAAUUUAAGGAAAUUGCGUUUCUGUGUUUCGUUUUAAUAAGAUAUACAGGUGUACAUGGAAAUCGUGUUUAGGCCUGACGUGAUAGGACUGGACUUUUUUGCAGAUCUAUUUAUUGAAAACUAACGAAUAGGCCUACAUUUUUAAACAUCCUUUUAGCAAGCUGUAGAUAAUUAUUGUAAUUGUAUGACAAUCAAUCAAAAGAAAGAGUGUCACCAUUUAUUAUAUCAAAUGAUUAAAACCAGAGAUAGUAAAUCGUGAUUUUGAUUGCAAUAUUAUGUUUAUCUUUUCCCCAUUUACAGUAUUUAAAUAACAAAUUCAAAGGAGUGGAUGGCCUGGCUCCUUUGAAUCCACCUCCGGUAUGGUUUAAUUUAGACUACAAACUAAUAUGUUUUUGUAACCUUUCAACUAUUUAGCAUACAUAUUAUGGGAUGGUCCCGCAAAUAGUCUCGUGGGCCACCCGAUAGGAUAGGAAGAGACUAGGGAGAGAGACGAGUCUCGGAGUACCGGUGUGAGCAAGCUGCGUCUUGUGGUCACGCAUUAGACAAAUAAAACCCUUUUAUG